AAUAUGACUGCCUUGCUGCAGCAGCACCUUCUCCUGGUGCUGCUCUUUUCUAAUGCCACCUUGCUGCUCGGCAUUGCGGCUGCAGCCCAGAGUGAUGAGACAACAUGUGCUUUUAGGGACCCAUAUCAAAAUGAUCAUGGAAUUAGCGAAAGUCGAAUUUCUCAAGAGAAUGGUACCGUUCUGUGUAUGAAAGGCAGCACCUGCUACGGUCUCUGGGAGAAAACACGAGAAGGAGACAUACAUCUUGUGAAACAAGGAUGUUGGUCUCAUAUAGGAGAUCCCCACGACUGUUACUCAGAAGAGUGCAUAGUAACCACCACCCCGUCUUUAGUUCAGAAUGGGACAUAUCGAUUCUGCUGCUGCAGCACCGACUUGUGCAACGUCAACUUCACAGAGAACUUUCCGCCGGAUCCUACUGAUGCGAUGCCUUUCAACUCAUCUCAUUCGUUUCACCGAGACGAAACCAUUGUCAUUGCUCUGGCAACAGUAUCUGUACUGGCUGUUUUGGUGGUUGCUCUUUUCUUUGGAUACAGGAUGCUUGCAGGGGACCGCAAGCAGGGUCUGCACAGUAUGAACAUGAUGGAAGCAGCUACAUCAGAACCCUCAUUAGACUUGGAUAAUCUGAAGAUGCUAGAGCUGAUUGGUCGAGGGCGAUAUGGAGCAGUGUACAAAGGCUCCUUAGAUGAGCGUCCUGUGGCUGUAAAAGUCUUUUCCUUCACAAAUCGUCAGAAUUUUAUCAAUGAGAGGAACAUCUACAGAAUCCCACUGAUGGAACACGACAACAUCGCCCGCUUCAUUGUAGGAGAUGAGAGAUUCACUACAGAAGGGCGGAUGGAAUAUUUAUUAGUAAUGGAAUACUAUCCCAGUGGUUCUCUAUGCAGGUAUUUGAGCCUCCAGGCCAGCGACUGGGUGAGCUCUUGUCGUUUGGCACACUCCAUCACGCGGGGCCUGGCCUACCUUCACACAGAGUUGCCUCGUGGAGACCAUUACAAGCCCGCCAUCUCCCACCGGGAUCUGAAUAGUCGCAACGUGCUGGUAAAGAACGACGGGACCUGCGUCAUCAGCGACUUUGGCCUCUCCAUGAAACUGACGGGGAAUCGGCUGGUGCGCCCUGGCGAGGAGGACAAUGCGGCAAUCAGCGAGGUUGGUACGAUCCGCUACAUGGCCCCUGAAGUCCUGGAAGGAGCAGUGAACUUGAGGGACUGCGAAUCGGCUCUGAAGCAAGUCGAUAUGUACGCACUAGGCCUGAUCUACUGGGAGAUUUUUAUGAGGUGCACUGAUCUGUUCCCAGGGGAGGCCGUGCCAGAUUUCCAGACAGCAUUCCAAGCAGAAGUAGGAAACCAUCCCACUUUUGAAGAUAUGCAAGUCCUUGUUUCAAGAGAAAAGCAACGACCAAAAUUUCCAGAGGCCUGGAAAGAGAACAGCUUGGCUGUGAGGUCGCUGAAAGAGACAAUCGAAGACUGCUGGGAUCAGGAUGCGGAAGCUCGGCUGACCGCCCAGUGCGCUGAGGAAAGGAUGGCUGAACUCAUGAUGAUUUGGGAGAGGAACAAAUCCGUCAGCCCGACCGUGAACCCUACGUCUACAGCUAUGCAGAAUGAGCGAAAUCUGUCACACCACAGACGUGUGCCAAAAAUCAGACCAUAUCAAGACUACUCUUCCUCGUCGUAUAUCGAGGACUCAGUUCAUCACACCGACAGCAUAGUGAAGAACAUUUCCUCCGAGCUUUCCGUGACCCCCACGCCGCUGACGCUGGGGGAGAAGAACAGGAACUCCAUUAACUACGAGAGGCAGCAAGCACAAACUCGUAUCCCAAGCCCCGAGACUAGCGUCACAAGCUUGUCUACCAACACGACCGCCACCAACACGACAGGCCUGACUCCCAGCACCGGCAUGACUGCCAUAUCCGAGUUGCCUUACUCAGGCGGAACUAACCUCGGUGCUGCCAACAGUGUGCAACCGCUUGGACCCACUCCUGUUUGUCUGCAGUUGACAGAGGAAGACUUGGAGACCAGCAAGCUGGAUCCCAAGGAAGUGGACAAGAACUUAAAGGAAAGCUCUGAUGAGAAUCUGAUGGAGCAUUCCCUUAAGCAGUUCAGUGGUCCCGAUCCGCUCAGCAGCACUAGUUCCAGCUUGCUGUACCCGCUGAUAAAACUGGCAGUGGAAGCCACCGGGCAGCAAGAUUUCGCACAAGCUGGGAACGGUCAAGCCUGCCUGAUUCCCGAUGUCCGGCCUGCUCAGGUCUACCCUCUCCCCAAGCAGCAGAACCUCCCAAAGAGGCCUACUAGCCUACCCUUAAACACCAAAAACUCAACAAAGGAGCCUCGGCUGAAGUUUGGAGGGAAGCACAAAUCAAACUUGAAGCAAGUAGAAACAGGAGUGGCCAAGAUGAACACCAUCAACGCCGCAGAACCUCAGGUGGUAACGGUCACCACCAAUGAAGUAGCCGGGAGGAGCCAUACGAUGAACUCUCAUGCUGUACCGACCCAGUAUGUCAACGGUGCAGUGCCCUCAGGCCAAGCACCUGGCUCAGUGGUGCACAGGGCCCAGGAGAUGCUGCAGAACCAGUUCGGUGGAGAGGACGGCCGCUUGAAUAUCAACUCGAGCCCCGACGAGCACGAGCCCUUGCUGCGAAGAGAGCAGCAGGCAAGUCGCGACGAGGGCAUGUUGGAUCGUCUCGUCGAUAGGAGGGAGCGAUCCCAGGAUAAUGGUCGCCCCAACGCCAACAACAACAACAGCAACCCGUGUCCUGUGCAAGGCGCGACUGAACUCGGCAACCAGAGUGUGGCGCCGAGUUCUGGACAGGCCCACACGAGAAGGGCACAGAGGCCGAACUCGCUGGAUCUUUCGGCCACAAAUAUUUUGGACGGCUUUAGUAUGCAGUCGAGCGAGUCCUCCCUAGACGGCAAACCUGGCUCAGGAGAAAAGAUCAAGAAACGCGUGAAAACGCCGUAUUCCCUGAAGCGGUGGCGCCCGUCGACGUGGGUCAUCUCCACGGAACCCCUGGACUGUGAGGUCAACAACAACGGCCGCGAUAGGGUGGUCAGUUCAAAGUCCAGCACAGCUGUUUAUCUCGUAGAAGGAGGUACAGCCACCACCAUGGUGUCUAAAGAUGCAGGAGUGAACUGUCUGUGAAUUGUUCGAAAGCUGAC
This is a messenger RNA of Euleptes europaea (tarantolino), 3149 nucleotides long. It is a transcript of the gene BMPR2, whose product is annotated as bone morphogenetic protein receptor type 2. Bases 4 to 3132 code for a protein of 1042 amino acids. Lineage: Eukaryota; Metazoa; Chordata; Lepidosauria; Squamata; Sphaerodactylidae. Gene Ontology annotation, molecular function: transforming growth factor beta receptor activity; ATP binding. Gene Ontology annotation, cellular component: plasma membrane; signaling receptor complex. The record is from RefSeq and is a predicted model, not a curated record. Gene Ontology annotation, biological process: cellular response to growth factor stimulus; protein phosphorylation; BMP signaling pathway. The transcript has 13 exons.